Coffea arabica (coffee) is the source of this 1897-nucleotide messenger RNA. RefSeq names its product sugar transporter ERD6-like 5. NCBI's taxonomy places the organism in Eukaryota, Viridiplantae, Streptophyta, Magnoliopsida, Gentianales, Rubiaceae. Gene Ontology annotation, biological process: carbohydrate transport; transmembrane transport. Gene Ontology annotation, molecular function: sugar transmembrane transporter activity. Gene Ontology annotation, cellular component: membrane. The record is from RefSeq and is a predicted model, not a curated record.
CUUAUUUUAUCCGAAACAAGACAACACAACCAAACAAACAAACAAACAAAAUACUUGUGCAAAUCCUCUAUCAUUGAGUUGAAGUUGCUACCAAUGCCAAGUUUGCCAACUCUCUAAGGUUCUUCUGCAUGUUCAGUUCAUCUCAUUUCUUUUCUUGUGUCCAUUCAUUUGAUGGAGCCACAAAGCAUAGUUGAUUUUGAUGAAGAAGCCAGCAACCCUUUACUUAGAAGAGCAAGUCCUGACACAGAAAGCCGUGAAGAUGCUGAGGCUGGGAAGAUUAGCAGCCCUGCUUCUUCUGGUGCCACAGCUUUGGUGAUAUUCAGCACUUUGAUAUCUGUCCUGGGUUCCUAUGUCUUUGGAACUGCAGUAAGUACAGAAAACUGUAACUUAACAGGAUUCCUCACAGAAUGUUAUGUUCGUAUGCAGGUGGGAUUUUCUUCUCCUGCUCAAUCUGGAAUUGUAAAUGACCUAGGCCUCUCAAUAGCUGAGUAUUCCGUAUUUGGUUCAAUAUGGACAAUUGGAGCAAUGCUUGGUGCAAUAAUAAGUGGGAAGAUAGCAGAUUUCUUUGGAAGGAGAGUGGCAAUGGGGUUCGCAGAAUUGUUUUGUCUUGUGGGCUGGACCGCAAUUUCAUUCUCACAGAAUGCUUGGUUGCUUGACAUUGGACGGUUUUUAGCAGGAUAUGGAGUUGGGAUUCUGUCAUACGUGGUACCUGUAUAUAUAGCUGAAAUAACACCUAAAAACCUUCGAGGAGCAUUUACAGCAGUCAAUCAGUUGAUGAUAUGCUGCGGGGGGUCAGUGAUGUAUGUUAUUGGAAAUUUCACCUCCUGGCGUACACUGGCUCUGAUUGGAACCAUUCCAUGUAUACUGCAGUUGCUAGGCCUUUUUUUAAUUCCAGAAUCCCCCAGGUGGCUGGCUAAGAUGGAUAAGUGGAAAGAAUGUGAAACUUCUUUGCAGCGCCUUAGGGGAGCCAAUGCCAAUAUUUCUCAAGAAGCAGCUGAAAUCAUAGAGUAUACUGAAAUGCUUAAACAAUUGUCUGACACUGGGAUGAUUGACUUAUUCCAGAGGAAAUAUGCUCACGGACUCAUUGUUGGAGUGGGUCUAAUGGUAUUGCAACAAUUCGGAGGGGUUAACGCCAUUGCUUAUUAUGCAAGCGCAAUUUUUGAGUCAGCAGGUGUUUCUAGUAGGACUGGGACUUUGGCCAUGGUUGUUAUUCAGGUUCCAAUGACCCUUUUGGGGACUCUCCUAACCGAUAAAUCUGGAAGGGUACCACUGCUAAUGAUUUCUGCAACUGGAACAUUGUUGGGUUGUUUCUUAACAGGAUUGUCAUUCUUACUACAGGACCUUCAACUCUGGAAGGACAGUCCAUUAUUAGCAUUAAUCGGUGUGCUGAUCUUUACAGGAUCUUUCUCAUUAGGGAUGGGCGGAAUUCCUUGGGUUAUAAUGUCAGAGAUAUUUCCAAUAAAUGUGAAAGGUCUAGCUGGAAGCCUGGUGACAGUUGUGAACUGGUUUGGUUCUUGGAUUAUUUCCUAUUCUUUCAAUUUCCUUACAAAAUGGAUCAGCUCUGCAGGGACAUUUUUCUUGUUCUCAGUCGCAAGUGGUUUAACUAUCAUAUUCGUUGCAAAGCUUGUUCCUGAGACUAAAGGGCGUACCCUGGAAGAAAUUCAAGCAUCCAUGGUUUUGUUUACAAGGAAAAGCUGAAAUUUCAAAUCCAUUCUUCAUGGUUGUAGAGGUGUACUGUUCUAUAUGCCUGUUGCUUUGAUCUGCAUAUCUACAUCUUGUUUUUGAGUUAAUUGCUGACAAAAGCACAGAAAAUAAAAAUCCAUACUUCUCCAUAUGAUUGUAGUGACUAUUUAUCAAUCCCCCUACAGAUUAAAAAUGCUUGGAGUUUUGAGUACAA